AUGAAGUUCAUGACCCUGUUGUUCGGCCUCUUGGGCUUGGUGACUGUGGCUGCCGCCUGGAGCAAGGAAGAUCGUGAAAUCUUCCGCAUCCGUGACGAGCUGCGCGCUCACAUGGAAGACCCCGACCAGAGCUUCUACGACCUUCUCGGCAUCAAGCCCUCGGCCUCGAUCGAAGACAUUAGCAAGGCCUUCCGCAAGAUUACGCGCUCCCUUCACCCCGACAAGGUCGCGCAGAAGCUCAAGGCUGAGCGCAUCGCCGCCAAGAAGGCCGGCACCUUCAUCCCCGGCGUCAACAUCAACAAGCCGCCGAGCCAGAAGGAGAUCCGCGCCGCCGUCAAGGUCGCCGAGGAGCGCCAGUCGCGCCUCAGUCUCGUCCGCAACAUCCUCAGCGGGCCCGAGCGUGACCGCUACGACCACUUCCUCCGGAACGGCUUCCCCGCCUGGAAGGGCACAAACUACUACUACGACCGCUACCGCCCCGGUCUCGGCACCGCCCUGUUCGGCGUCUUCUUCUUCGCCGGCGGCGCCAUCCACUACCUCGCCCUCUACAUGAACCACCGCCGCCACAAGGACUUUAUCGAGCGCUACAUCAAGUUCGCCCGCGACCAGGCUUGGGGUGACAACCUCGACGUCCCCGGCAUCGACUACGCCUCGCCCUCCCCUCCCCCUGCCGACGACGACGAGCAGCAGCAGGCCGCCCUCCCUGUCAACCGCCGCCAGCGCCGCUUCGAGGAGAAGGCCGCCCGCAAGGAAAAGGGCACCACAAAGGUCAAGCGCAGCGCUGGCAGCGGCACCGCCACGCCGCGCGAGACGCAGGGCGACCGCCCCGUCGGACCCCGCAAGCGCGUCAUUGCCGAGAACGGCAAGGUCCUCGUCGUCGAUCACAGCGGCAACGUGUACCUCGAGGAGCACGACGAGGAGGGCAACCUCGAGCAGUUCCUUCUCGACCCCACCGAGCUCAAAGAACCCACCUUCUUCGACACGGCCGUCGUUCGCCUCCCCGUCUGGGCCUUCAACAGCACCGUCGGACGCGCGCUCGGCAAGAAGCCCGCCGCCGAGGACCUCGACCUCGUCGACGUCGACUCGGACAAUGACCCCGUCCACGACACGCCCGGCACCGACUCGGCCGCCGAGGACUUUGAGCUGCUCGACAAGUCGACCGACUCGCUCGGCAAGGCCAAGUCAUCGGGCGCCCAGGCCGGCGCCAAGGUCAACAGGCGGAAGAAGAGCAAGCGGUGA
Verticillium nonalfalfae is the source of this 1239-nucleotide messenger RNA. RefSeq lists its product as uncharacterized. The record is from RefSeq and is a predicted model, not a curated record. The transcript is spliced from 3 exons. Gene Ontology annotation, cellular component: endomembrane system. Bases 1 to 1239 code for a protein of 412 amino acids. Lineage: Eukaryota; Fungi; Ascomycota; Sordariomycetes; Glomerellales; Plectosphaerellaceae.